Paramecium tetraurelia is the source of this 876-nucleotide messenger RNA. RefSeq lists its product as uncharacterized. Gene Ontology annotation, cellular component: proteasome core complex. Gene Ontology annotation, molecular function: threonine-type endopeptidase activity. The record is from RefSeq and is a predicted model, not a curated record. The transcript is spliced from 3 exons. NCBI's taxonomy places the organism in Eukaryota, Ciliophora, Oligohymenophorea, Peniculida, Parameciidae.
AUGAUUGAUUUCGAUCCCUCUACAUUUGGCUUAGCUCACACCUAUUAAAAGGAAGACAAGGAUGAAAUCAACACAUUGGCUUUGCCAUCCGCACCAUAAGUGAUUUACAGAACUUUGAAUGGUCCAACUUAAGUCAAUGGAGGAAAUAAAUUAACCAAUUUCAAACAUGGAACAACAACCUUAGGAUUUGUAUUCAAGGAGGGAAUUUUAUUGGCUGUUGAUUCAAGAGCCAGUAUGGGCAGCUUCUUGAGCAGCGAAUAAGUAAGAAAAGUAAUCGAAAUUAAUGAAUACUUAUUGGGUACUAUGGCUGGAGGUGCAGCAGAUUGCCAAUAUUGGCUUGCUUAUUUAGCGAAUCAUUGCAGGACAUAUGAAUUAAAAAAUGGUAGUAAAUUGAGUGUUGCUGCAGCUUCGAAAUUCUUAUAAGGAAUUUUAAUAGGCUACAGAAAUUCAGGUCUCUCUAUGGGAUGUAUGAUUGCAGGAACUGAUACAACUGGAUAGCAUUUAUAUUACAUCGACAAUGAUGGAAUGAGAUUAAAAGGCGACAUCUUUUCUGUGGGUAGUGGUAGCACAUAUGCCUACGGUGUUUUGGAUAAUCAUUAUAGAUAUGAUUUAUCUUUGAAUGAGGCUGUAGAACUAGGAAUCAGAGCAAUCUAUCAUGCUACUCAUAGAGACACAGCAUCUGGAGGAGUAGUUAGAGUUUAUCAUAUUCAUAAGGAUGGAUGGACUAAAGUUCAUGAUGGCAUCGAUGUUGUAGAUUUACAUUACUAAUUUGCUUAACAAAAAGGACUGGUAGGAGAUGGCGACGAGGCAAAAUAGAGAUUGUUUUGAUAUUAAAUACAUAAUAUUAAUAUUAAUUUUUAAAUAAUUUAUUCGAAA